UAUUCAAUUAGGUUUGUUAAUAUGUCCUGUUCUGCAGUAAAUUGUACUAAUCGAAUCAGUCAGGGCUAUCGAUUAUGUCGGUUUCCGACAUACCCAAAACGUAGACAAAUUUGGGUAAUUAAUAGUAGACGGUAUAAAUGGAUUUCAACUGAUUCAGCACGACUUUGCCAUAUUCAUUUUGAGGAUAAUCAGUUUGAACAAAAUCAAAUAGAUGGAUUAAAAAAGUUGAAAUGGAAUGCAACUCCAACUAUUUUUGAUGUUCCUAACCCUCCAAAAACAAUAAUAACCCCAAGAAAAUCCUUGUAUAAAAGACCUGUUACUGAUGACAAUGUUUCCAGUCAGAUUGUAGAUACUGUUUCUGUCAAUGCAAAUUCUUUAGAAAAUACAAACAAUUCAAAUUUAGAAUCUGUAAGUACAUUUCUGCAAUAAAAUUAGUUCUUUUUACAGGGUUAGGAACAAAGUAUAAAAAAAUAGUGAAAAAAGUGACU
Sipha flava (yellow sugarcane aphid) is the source of this 488-nucleotide messenger RNA. RefSeq names its product THAP domain-containing protein 2-like. The record is from RefSeq and is a predicted model, not a curated record. The transcript is spliced from 3 exons. The coding region runs from base 22 to 429 and encodes 135 amino acids. Gene Ontology annotation, molecular function: sequence-specific DNA binding. NCBI's taxonomy places the organism in Eukaryota, Metazoa, Arthropoda, Insecta, Hemiptera, Aphididae.